GAUUGAUAUAUCACCCUUUAUUAUAAAUCCUACCGAAUGACUUGUUGACAGAUAAUUUACAUCUUUGAUCCUCUAACAUUUUCAACCUUUACAAUUCAAAAACAUAUAAAACAAAACUCGAGUCUACUCCUUUACAUCAGUUACGAGACAUAUCUCAUUAUUCGCAAUCGCAAACGUCAAAAUGGUUCAAACACCCGCCCAACGCAAAGCAAAUCUCAAGUUCGCUGCCGUCAAUGAGAACAAACAAGGAAAAUCAGAAGCUCAAUUGCACAAGAAGGAGUUGAAGAAACAGAAGAGCCCUAUUAGCAAGGGUUGGUUAUACCUGUUCGCAUUUAUCCUUAUUGGCGGAUUAUUUGUCGACCUCCUUUUCCGUGUAGUUUCCUAUUUCAGCGGCGGUAAAUAA
Botrytis fragariae is the source of this 403-nucleotide messenger RNA. RefSeq lists its product as uncharacterized. NCBI's taxonomy places the organism in Eukaryota, Fungi, Ascomycota, Leotiomycetes, Helotiales, Sclerotiniaceae. The record is from RefSeq and is a predicted model, not a curated record. The transcript has 3 exons. Gene Ontology annotation, cellular component: endoplasmic reticulum. The coding region runs from base 182 to 403 and encodes 73 amino acids.